AUGGCCAUGGCUCUCGAGUUCUGCACUGAGGGCUAUGCCCAAGGGCACGGACCUCCACCUGUGGUCGAGAUCACGAAGCCCGUAUUCAAAAUCGGACGUGCGGCCAAGAGGGUAGAUUUGUCCUUCGACUCGCCGACCAGGCCUCUCAUGAUGUCACGACUACACGCCACGAUAUCUGCGGAGGGCAAUGGCCAGUGGAAGGUCACCGACUGCAAAAGUCUAAAUGGCAUCUUUGUGAAUGGGAUCAAGGUAGAGGAAGCAUACCUCAGGGACGGAGACGAGAUCGUGUUCGGUGAGGGAGGCACGUGCUCGCUCGGUGCUGCGCUGAUGGUCGCCAACCCUGAAUUCAAAUGCGUGUGUCGAUUACCACAGUCGACGUCACAGGGCGCAAACGAGGGCGAGAGACCACACGCGAAGGCGACGCAGUGGAGGAGGAGGAAGCGAGCGGGGGCGACGAAGAAAAUGAAGCGACGCAUGAAGCAAAGCGACCAAAGAAAGCGAGGUGCACUGGAGAGCAGACUGGCUGUUGCCGAGGCCCAGUUGGCCGAACACAGACGACAGAUGGCCGAAGCGGAACUCCUGCGACAAGAGCUGGACCACAAGGAGCGGUUGCUAGACGAAGAGAAACACAUCGUGGAAGAGGCGCGCCACCUUAAAGCCAGCCUCGAGGCCAGGGAGACAGAGCUCGAGCGCGAAAAGGACCAACUCCAGCGCGCGCUCGCGCAGAGGGAGAGCGAACUGGAGGCCCAGCUGAAGGCCGACCAAGAGCGACGCGCCGGCGACGAGGAGCGCCGCCGCGCCGCGCUCGAAGCCACGAAGCUGAUGCUGGCCGACGAGCGCCAGCGCCUCGAGCGUGAGCACAGCGCGCGCGAGCUCGACCUGGCCCGCGAGCGCGAGGCGCUCGAGCGGCAGCGCGCCGAGCUCGAGUCGCAGAUCGCGCAGAAGCGGCGCGAGAUCGAGUCUGAGGCCAUCCAGCGCAGCGAGCUCGAGGAGGAGUUCCUGUGCGUCAUCUGCCACGGCCUCAUGAUCGCCGCCAUGACCCUCGAGUGCGCCCACUCCUUCUGCUCGACCUGCCUCGACGGCUGGAUGGCCCAGAAGCAGCCGGUGACAAGGACGCCGGUGCGAGCGCUCAACUUGGACAACAUCAUCGGCAAGAUCGUUCAGAAGAUGCCACCAGCUGACAAGGCCGAGUGGGAGGAGCGGGCGCAGAAGCUGCGCAAGGUGGAGGAGGAGAUCAAGCAGCUCCAGAAUCUCAUCGAAUCGGCCAAGACGCGCGGAUUGCGCUUCCUCGUCAUCUGGGACAGCUGGACGGACGACGAAAAGAAGAUCUUUGCCGACGGCGUCGUGCGCUACGUGGGCAAGCCGCGAGUGCUGUACUGCUCGACGGUCGGGCUGACGAGUCAGUUUGUGGAGUCGUGCAGCCGGCCGCACCUGAUCGUCGCCGCGCGCAAUCUCGACCUCCUCAACUCGCCCGACAUCGACCGCCUGCGAGCAAACCUCCUCGACUUCAUUCACCAGAACGACGAAUAA
Acanthamoeba castellanii str. Neff is the source of this 1530-nucleotide messenger RNA. Its product is annotated as FHA domain containing protein. NCBI's taxonomy places the organism in Eukaryota, Discosea, Longamoebia, Acanthamoebidae. The transcript is spliced from 10 exons. The coding region runs from base 1 to 1530 and encodes 509 amino acids. Gene Ontology annotation, molecular function: ubiquitin-protein transferase activity; protein binding; metal ion binding. Gene Ontology annotation, cellular component: nucleus. The record is from RefSeq and is a predicted model, not a curated record. Gene Ontology annotation, biological process: mitotic cell cycle checkpoint signaling; protein ubiquitination; ubiquitin-dependent protein catabolic process.